CAGUGUGUGUGUGUGUGUGUGUGUGUGUCAGUGAGUAAGAGAGGAAAGGAGGGCGGGAGAGUAAUAGAAGAGAGAGAGAGAGAAAGAGUUCUUACUCAUUAAGCGAUCGACCAAGUUCAGCUAAGCCCACACUUUCUCUCUCUCUGCUGCACACACACACACACGCUCGCUCACACAGCGGUACACACACAUCGAUACAGACACAAACAGAAAGCAGAAGUGGAGAGAGGCUCUGGAUUUGGGGCGACGUGGUUGGUUAUGGCUCAUGGUCCUGACAGUAAUGAUUCCAGUUAUGCCAAGUCCCCUUCGCCAGCGAGCAGCAGGCAGGGCUCCUCAGACAACAUAAAGAAAGUAAUGAGAAGAGAAAAGAACCGUAUCGCUGCCCAGAAGAGCAGGAUGAGACAGACCCAGAAGGCAGACAGUCUACACCUGGAGAGUGAGAACCUAGAGAAGGAGAACGCAGCUCUGAGGAAGGAGGUGAAGAGACUAACAGAAGAGGCCAAGUAUCUCUCCUCCGUCCUGACUACCCAUGAGCCUCUCUGCACCGGCCUGGCCCCUCAGACGACCCAUGACCUUCUGUACUCCCCCCACCACCACGGGAGCAGUGCCUUCCACCACCAGCACAGUAUUGCUGUGUCUCACUACCAGCACUGAUAACCACAGAUCAACAAGGGGGACUGGAGAGAAGCUGGAGAAGUUUAGUGACCUUGGUACACUAUGGCACCCUAUUUCCUUAGUAGUGCACUACUUUUUACCAGAUGUGUCAAAAAGUCGUGUACUAUAUAGAGCCACUUGAACAGAAUGGGUAGAGUAUGGAGUAAAGACUGGCGUUUGAAACGGCACAGAACAAGCAGCAAUUAGGAAUGGUUUCUUGGUGUAAAAUAACAGAUUUUCUUAUUUUGAAAAGAUGACAAAAGGCAGUUUGAUAUAAAAUGACUUCCAAACCCAUCUCUAUGACGUGACUGUAGAAUCAAUCAAUGCAUCGACAAUGCAAAUAGUCCAUAUCUAACUGUAGGACAGAAAACCAACAUGAUCGCGAUACCAGACCAGUUUUUGGAAAUGUUUCUUGUCCUCUAUUCAUACAAUGAUGAAUGAUAAAAAUGAUUCAGUUUUAUGUUGUUUUUUUUUUAUUUAUUUUUUUAUCUUUCGUAUAUAACCUUUGAUCCCUUCAAUCUUGGAGGUUACAGUGUUUUUGUGCAUUGCUCUUGUGUCAGUUGUAGAUUUUACCUUUUUAAAUAUUUGAAGUAACGCUGAACUGUAUCACUGUUCCUACAUUUUUCAACAGUUUUGUUAUUUUAGUGUUUAUUGGCCUAAAAAAGAAAAAGUGUAAUAGUGCAAUUGUUUUACUGGAAAUACUCAGGAUACAAUCCCACAUCGUAGACGAUAACAACAGGCUAUUUGUGAUGGAGGUCGAAGGGUAUUUGAUAAAUUGUGCUUUAAUGACUCCAGUAAUGUUGAAAAUAUUCUUGUCGAAAAACAAACAAUGCUGCUUUUCUAUUUUGAUACCAACAAAAAAUGUAUUAUCUGCAUCAUGUAAAGUGCUAUAUCUCUGACAACCAGACAAUCACUUUGAUAACGAAAUCAUCAUGUUAAUCUAUCUGGUCGCUAGGUGGCGCUGUGUACCUAUAAGUAACCUUUAAGUAACGGUAAGGUACGGUAAAGCAUUGUCUCUAUUGUUAAUCUAUGUGGUCGCUAGGUGGCGCUGUGUACCUAUAAGUAACGGUAAGGUACGGUAAAGCAUUGUCUCUAUUGUUAAUCUAUGUGGUCGCUAGGUGGCGCUGUGUACCUAUAAGGUACUCUAUUGUUAAUCUAUGUGGUCGCUAGGUGGCGCUGUGUACCUAUAAGGUACUCUAUUGUUAAUCUAUAUGGUCGCUAGGUGGCGCUGUGUACCUAUAAGUAAAGGUAAGGUACGGUAAAGCAUCGUAUGCUCCAAUAUGAAUGUUUCUCUAAUUGCACUGAGACAGGACAGCACUGAGACAGGACUUACACUGUCUUUAGUUUACCAUAAGUAGUAUUGUGAUUGUACUUUUAAAAAUAUAUAUAUUUUCUGUUUUAUUGAAACGUUUUUUUUUUUAUUUGUUUUAAUAAAUAUAUAUAUAUGUUGUCUUACUGUACAUUUAGAAAUAAAGUUAACGGAAGAAAAAAAAACAA
This is a messenger RNA of Salmo salar (Atlantic salmon), 2151 nucleotides long. Its product is annotated as basic leucine zipper transcriptional factor ATF-like. Gene Ontology annotation, cellular component: nucleus. The record is from RefSeq and is a predicted model, not a curated record. Lineage: Eukaryota; Metazoa; Chordata; Actinopteri; Salmoniformes; Salmonidae. Gene Ontology annotation, biological process: regulation of transcription by RNA polymerase II. Gene Ontology annotation, molecular function: DNA-binding transcription factor activity, RNA polymerase II-specific; RNA polymerase II cis-regulatory region sequence-specific DNA binding.